AGAAGGGAGAGGCACACCAAGCUGCCGAAGAAGCACUAGCCCACGUCUUCCCAGCCCCUGUCCUGCUCCCCACUUCCAGCAGACCAGGAACCCCUUCUCCGUGCCGCCCUUCCAGAUGGCAGGUCGCCGGUGGGCCGUGACGUCAGCCCUCUGCGUGUGCGUGGCAGCUGUCUCUCUCCUGCACACCGGCGGGGUGCGGGCAGACUGCUGGCUCAUUGAGGGGGACAAGGGCUUUGUCUGGUUGGCCAUCUGCAGCCAAAACCAGCCUCCCUACGAGUCCAUCCCCCAGCAAAUCAACAGCACCAUCGUGGACUUGCGGCUGAACGACAACAAGAUCAAGAGCGUGCAGUACGCCUCGCUCAGCCGCUUUGGCAACCUGACAUACCUCAACCUGACGAAGAACGAGAUCUCCUACAUCGAGGACGGUGCCUUUUCAGGACAGUUCAACCUCCAGGUGCUGCAGCUGGGUUACAACCGACUGAGGAACCUCACUGAGGGCAUCCUCCGGGGCCUGGGGAAGCUGGAGUACCUCUAUCUCCAGGCCAACCUCAUUGAGACUGUCACGCCCAAUGCCUUCUGGGAGUGCCCCAACAUAGUGAACAUUGACCUAUCCAUGAACAGGAUCCAGAGACUCGACAGCAACACUUUUCGGGGCCUAAACAAGCUCUCUGUCUGUGAACUCUACAGUAACCCCUUCUACUGCUCCUGUGAGCUCCUCGGCUUCCUGCAAUGGCUGGAGGCUUUCACCAACAUGACACGCACGUAUGAUCGGAUGCAGUGCGACUCCCCACCCGACUACGUGGGCUACUACUUGUUAGGCCAAGGCCGGACUGGCUACCGCAAUGCUCUGAGCAUGCUCUCUUCCCUUUGCACCGGUGGUUCCUACACUGUGAUCCCUCGUUUUAUCCCUCCCAGGUACCAGGUGACCACAACACCCUCUGAAAGCCCCUGCUCCGAGGAGGAGUGCUCCUCUGGCGAUGGCACGACCCCACAGUUCGCCCUCUUCACGCCCAUCGGUGAGACAGAGGUGCGCCCCAACAUCCAGGUGAAGCACCUCAACCACAACUCAGCCGUCCUCACCGUUCAGAUCCCCUACCCCUUCAGCAAGAUGUACAUCCUCUCCCAGUUCGAAAACGGCUUCUCCUCCAUGAUCACCAAGCUCAGGAAGAAGGAGGAGAACAUCACCGUGAGCAACCUAGUAGCACAAAGAGAUUACACCUAUUGUGUAGUCUCUGUCCACCAAUACUCCAAGUACAACCACACCUGCGUCACCAUCACACCCACCAGACCCAACCGCAAGGAGCCAGUGCCCACCCCUUCCACUGCCACUCAUUAUAUCAUGACAAUCCUAGGCUGUCUCUUUGGCAUGGUGAUUGUCCUGGGAGUUGUGUAUUACUGUCUCCGAAAGAGGCGCCAGCAGGAGGAGAAGCACAAAAAGGCUGCUGGUAGUAUGAAGAAGACCAUCAUCGAGCUGAAAUAUGGGCCAGAAAUGGAAACCACCAGCAUCACCCAGCUGUCCCAGGGACAGAUGCUGGGUGGGGAGACAGUGACCCGCAUCCCCUACUUGCCUUCUGCUGGUGAGGUCGAGCAGUACAAGCUGAUUGACACCAGCGAGACACCCAAGGCCACCAAGGGCAACUACAUGGAAGUGAGGACAGGUGACCAGCCCGAGAGGCGAGACUGUGAGCUGUCCCUGCCGCCAGACACCCAGAGCUCCGUGGCUGAGAUCUCCACCAUUGCCAAGGAGGUGGACAAGGUGAACCAGAUCAUCAACAACUGCAUCGAUGCCUUGAAAUCUGAGUCCACCUCCUUCCAAGGAGUGAAAUCGGGGGCAGUCUCCACAGUGGAGCCUCAGCUGGUACUCUUAUCAGAGCAGAUCCCCAGCAAGCACGGAUUCCUCUCCCCCGUCUACAAGGAAAGCUACAACCACCCUCUCCAGCGGCACCACAGCAUGGAAGCAGCCCCUAAACGUUCCAGCACCUCUUCCAGUGGCUCCAUACGGAGCCCCAGGUCCUACCGCUCCGAGGGAUCGGGCCACAAAUCUGAAGCCAAAUACAUCGAGAAGACGUCCCCCACCACUGACACCAUCCUCACUGUGACCCCGGCCGCGGCCAUCCUGCGGGCAGAGGCGGAGAAGAUCCGUCAGUACAGCGAACACCGGCACUCGUACCCCGGCUCGCACCAAGGGGACCAGCACGACAGCAUGGCGGGGAGGAAGCCCUCUAUCCUGGAGCCUCUGACCCGUCCUCGCCCCAGAGACCUGGCCUAUUCCCAGCUCUCUCCUCAAUAUCACAACCUGAGCUACACCUCCAGCCCAGAGUACACCUGCAAACCAUCGCACAGCAUCUGGGAGCGCUUCAAACUCAACCGCAAGCGGCACAAAGAUGAGGAGGAGUACAUGGCAGCCGGCCACGCCCUGCGCAAAAAGGUCCAGUUUGCCAAAGACGAGGAUCUUCACGACAUCUUAGACUACUGGAAGGGUGUCUCUGCCCAGCAAAAGUCCUGAGUCCUCACACAACUCAUGACUUAACAAACUAACUGGACCAAAAGAAAUCUGCAGCAGCUAUUUUUACUCAGACUGUCUUUGAAAACAAAAUAAAAUCUAUUAAAAAAAAUUAAAUAAAUCAAUAAAAAUAAAAGAGAGAACAAAUUACAAAAAUCUAUAAAUAUUCUAUAUAAUAUAUAAAGUGAGAUAUUAAAAUGUCCUCACGUCGGUGAGAUACGCACCAAAUUUAACACUAACUUGACAAACAAACAAACUGUGGAGUGAAAAUUUUUGUUUCAUUUUGAUUUUUUUUUGUAAAAAAAAAAAAAAAAGAAAAAAGAAAAAAAAGAAUAUAAAAAGAAAAUGAAAGAGCGGGCAGAGAGCUGAGGUCUGGCCUUUCCCAAUAUUGCAUUGCAUGAGUCCCUAUUCCGUGAUUUUGUGGAUUCUUUGUGAACAGUUUUGUGUUAUUCCUUCCUUCCCUUCCAAAAUCAACAGCAACAAAAACAGCAACACAAACCAAAAAGAGACCAGAAGGAGCUCCAUCCUUUGGGCUGUUUUUGCAAACGGAGUCUUCCACAGUUUAGACUUUCACCUGGUUGAAGGCCCGUUCACAUUUUCACUCACCGAGAGGUUUUACCACACAUUGCACGGUAAACCGAAGUCAUUAACUGUACAGAGAAAAUUUCUAUAUUUGCAAUGUUUGCUGUAUAAUGAGAAAGAGAGAGGAUAAAAAAAAACAAACAAUACUACAUCUACUAAAAAUAUAUCUAUAUAUAUAUAUCUAUAUUCA
Messenger RNA from Apus apus (common swift), 3275 nucleotides. RefSeq names its product extracellular leucine rich repeat and fibronectin type III domain containing 1 (gene ELFN1). The transcript has a single exon. The record is from RefSeq and is a predicted model, not a curated record. Gene Ontology annotation, molecular function: protein binding. Bases 116 to 2506 code for a protein of 796 amino acids. Gene Ontology annotation, cellular component: plasma membrane. Lineage: Eukaryota; Metazoa; Chordata; Aves; Apodiformes; Apodidae.